AAAAAAAUUGUUCAUUCUCAAACGACGACGUUUUAGUGUUGACGUUUUGAGUAGUAUGCAAAUUUGCUACUACUACUUUUCUCGUGACCUUUGGAUUUCCUCUCUCUGUAUUGUGUGAUUUUACUACGAAACCAACCCACUUGGCACCAAAGGAAGAUACUGUAUCUAAGAGAUGAUUCUUCUUCCGAGAAUUGGGUAAAAUCUCAGAAUUCUGAGUUUCUGGAUUGAAGAACCGGUAACCUGUUGUGAGUUCGCGGGUUUUGGUGGUCUGAUGGCUUGUUCUGAUGGUACAUUCACGCGAGUGUUUGAUAUAGGAGUAGAAGGAGAAGAGUCUUUCUAUGCUCCUGGUGAUGAUAUCUUCACUCAACCACUAACGAUGUCUAUUACCAAGAACAUUCCAAAACCUCCCCCUCUUCCUUGUUUUACCUUCCAGCGUUUUCAAGCUUCCAGAAGGACACCUUCAAGCUUAUCCCGCCUUGUUGUACCCAAAGAAGCAGUAGAAACUUGGGACAAGCUUUUCAAGGAAGGAUUUGGAUCAGAUACCUAUGUUGAAAUCGAUAACAAAUCUCGGUUUCUAGCUCAUUCAAGUGUCUUGGCUGCAGCCUCACCCGUUAUGGCGAAACUUUUGAACAAAUCAAGGGAUAAAAAUGGGAAAACAUACCUCAAAAUCUUCGGAGUGCCUUAUGAAGCAGUUUACAUGUUCAUUCGGUUUCUAUACUCUUCCUGCUACGAGGAGGAAGAAAUGAAGAAGUUUGUGCUCCACUUAUUGGUUCUGUCACACUGCUACUCUAUACCAUCUCUUAAAAGAGUUUGUAUAGAGGUUCUCGAUAAUGGAUGGGUUAACAAGGAGAAUGUGAUCGAUGUGCUUCAAUUGGCGCGGAACUGCGAUGCGACUAGGAUUUGCUUUGUAUGUUUCUCAAUGGUCAUCAAAGACUUCAAAUCUGUAUCAUCAACAGAGGGAUGGAAAGUGAUGAAACGAGCUAAUCCUCUGCUUGAACAAGAGCUCGUUGAGGCAGUCAUUGAAGCAGACACUCGGAAACAAGAGAGAAGGAGAAAACUUGAAGACAGAAAAGUGUAUCUGCAGCUUUAUGAAGCCAUGGAAGCUCUUGUUCACAUAUGUAGUGAAGGUUGUGGGACAAUUGGACCUCGCGAUAAGGCUCUUAAAGGAAGCCAAACCGUGUGUAAGUUCCCGGCGUGUAAAGGGAUUGAAGGUGCACUCAGACAUUUCUUGGGAUGCAAGUCUAGGGCUUCAUGUCCUCAUUGCAAAAGGAUGUGGCAGCUUCUUCAGCUUCACUCUUGUAUCUGUGGGGAUUCAGAUUCUUGCAAAGUCCCUCUCUGCUGGAAUUUCAAGGUGAAAAUGAAGAAGCUUAGCAAGAAAGAAGAAUCUACAUGGCGAUUGCUUGUAGAGAACAUUAUUACGGCGAAGAACAGUCUCGGGCCGUUCUCUUUACCUUCACGUCCUUCUGUUUUGAGAUAAGAAGGUUUUAGUGUAGUAUAGCCACAAAAAGAAACGUAUAUAUGCAGUGUAAAGUGUAUAUUGCAUACGGCGCACAUUAGAGGUCUUGAACGAACAUUGUCUAUACCAUGUCUGUUAUAAUACAACAUGCCGAAUCGUGAUCCGUGACAGUAAUGUCAAGAAGUUCUUGCAUCAUUGUACACAUCUUAUGUAUAUUUAUAUGUUAGAUAUUCAAAUCUAUAAUAUUAUUGGUCGUAAACGA
This is a messenger RNA of Camelina sativa (false flax), 1718 nucleotides long. RefSeq names its product BTB/POZ and TAZ domain-containing protein 3. NCBI's taxonomy places the organism in Eukaryota, Viridiplantae, Streptophyta, Magnoliopsida, Brassicales, Brassicaceae. Gene Ontology annotation, molecular function: protein binding. The record is from RefSeq and is a predicted model, not a curated record.